This is a messenger RNA of Pangasianodon hypophthalmus (striped catfish), 783 nucleotides long. RefSeq lists its product as uncharacterized. Bases 22 to 783 code for a protein of 253 amino acids. The transcript is spliced from 3 exons. Lineage: Eukaryota; Metazoa; Chordata; Actinopteri; Siluriformes; Pangasiidae. Gene Ontology annotation, biological process: response to bacterium. The record is from RefSeq and is a predicted model, not a curated record.
AGUGUUAUUUCACCUCUGAAGAUGACACCACUGUGGAUUCUUGUCCUAGCUCUGAACACAAUAUCUCCAGCCCAAUCUUUGGAUUUUUCCAGACCAUCAUUUAUCUCAGCGAAGUCUGGAGAACGUGUUACUCUUAACUGCCCAUUUGGAGGCAUGAAUAGGGCUGAAAGUGUGUUUUGGUACAAACAAAUAUUUGGAGAAAUGCCUCAAAAAGUGGGAGAAAGAAUAACAUAUAAGGAAGUCAAAAUUUCCUCCACGUUCAAGACGUCAGGAUUUAAUAUGGAUGUGACUGAUAACGGCAUUUCUCUGACAAUCUCACAUGUAAAAAAAGAACAUGGAGGACUUUACUACUGUGAACAAUCUUACCUUGAUGAUGUUACAUUAUCCGGUGGAACACUCUUGGCUGUAACAGGAGAUGGAGUUGUAAAAGUGUCAGUGUUACAGAGCAGUGUGUUGGACUCGGUUCCUGCAGGAGCGUCAGUGACUCUGCAGUGCUCGGUUCUCUCUGAGAGCAGAGCAGCAGAUCUCCAAGUGCUCUGGUUCAGAGCUGCUCCAUCACAAUCCCAUCCUCAAAUAAUUUACACUCAUCACAACAGCAGCCAUCAGUGUGAGAGCGGCUCUUCUACACACACCUGCGUGUACAGCUUCUCCAAGAACAUCAGCCUCAAUGAUACUGGCACUUACUACUGCGCUGUGGCCGUGUGUGGGAAGAUCAUUUUUGGGAACGGGACACGAGUACAAUUAAAAACACCUUUACUCAGUAAGAAUGUAAUAUUUUGUUAA